Messenger RNA from Prorocentrum cordatum, 2532 nucleotides. Lineage: Eukaryota; Dinophyceae; Prorocentrales; Prorocentraceae. The record is from the annotation of a GenBank genome assembly.
AUGAGAGCCGCAGGUGCUGCCUCUGCUGGCGCGUUGAUUUUUUGCUUGCUCUAUUCGGCCGUGGAGUCGUGCCAGACCGACGCAGACUGUGGCACCGGCUACGCCUGCCAGUGCCCAGACGAACCUGGACCAGACAACAGUGGUGCAAGCCCUGCAGUGCGGCAGUGCGUGACCCCCACCGCUGCCCUGAGGUCGGCGAUGAUGAGUAUCCUGUGGGCCGCGCUGCCGCAAGUGCGGGGCACUGGAGACAACUGCACGUGCGUGCUGACGGAUGCGGUGGCGGCUUGGACAGGAUGCGACAGCGCUCCCGACGACGGCUCCGUGCCAGGCAGCUAUCGGUGGGUCAACGAGCUGGCCGAGGGGUGCCCGACGGCUGUGUGCGGCCUCGUGGCAGGGUCCCGGACCAUUGAGCCGCAGUGCUACUCCUUCAAUUUCGACACGGAGUGCGCGAUGCCGGUUGCGAGCGAGCUCUGCCCCACGCCAGUGCCAGCCUCGACGCUGAGCUGCCCCGCUUCGGGGACCGCCGCGUGCCUGACCGAGUAUGGCUACUGCAGCCCGCACGGCAACAACGCGCGGCCGAAUCCCGACUCGGCAACGGGCAUCGGUGACGGCAGCGCGAUGUCGGGCGUGAGCGACUUCGUGGGCUGUCGAGCCGCGUGCGAUGCCGAGCCGUCGUGCGUCGCCAUCGACCUCGUCUUCGGCACGCAGUGCUACCUCAAGUCUGCCGCUCCGGCCGGGGCGUCCGAGGGCGGUGGCGGAUUCGAGUUCUACUGGCGCACCGACGGCCCAAGCGUGCCGCCAGACUGUGUGCUGGACACCUCCACACUGCAGAGUCGAACGCUGGAAUGCGUCGGCUCAAUCAGAGGAUGCGCUGAGUACGACGCGGUGGACCUGGCCAGUGGGUUGUGCAGCUGCGCCACGUGCGACGCCCUGCUAAAUUGCGACCAGCAGGCGUCGGCCGACUCGUGCAUAUGCGAGGCGUGCGAGGCUGGCUAUGUGCUCGAUGGCAAGGGCGCAUGCUACACACCGUCGGCCCGCCCACUCACGGAGGUGUCAACCGUGCACGUCAUCGGCCAGCCAGUCGCCAUGAGCAAGGGGUACCACCUGACUACGCAGCGCAAUGGCUGGAAGCCUCGGCGUAUGCAGUCGGCCAGCUGCAACGACGGUCAGAAGGAGCGGAUGAUCGUCGCGUGGGACUCAACGGAGCCUCAGGGCUACCUGGCCGAAUUCGAGAUCCACUCCGACGGCACCUCCACGCUGCUCUCCAACCGCGCACAGCCGACCUGCGAGGAGAUGGGGGGCGUCACGGCCGCCCCCGACUGUAGCGUGAUCGCGGCCCUCUGCCACUCCAGCCACGGCAGGGGCCAGGAGAUUGCCGACCGGACGUACGAGGGCAUCAUCGAUUUCCAGGCCAAUUCGGGUCAGUACGGAUGGGGUUGGACGAAUGAUGAUCCGCCGAUGCCGCUGGACCGGCAAGAGGAGAUCUUCUUGAUGGAGUACACGCAAGGGACGACCGACGUGGCCGCCGCCGACGCGACAGUGUGCGUCAACAAGGCGAUUGGCGGUGCCGAGAUCGGGCACUGGGCCAUCUCGUUGGACGCGGCAGCGGAGGUGUACUUGCUGGACAUGAAGGCGACUACCGGCUACCACGAAGGCUCGAUCGGCGUGGGUGUGCAGCGCGAUGGCUGGCUAAACCGCGAUGACCUGUUCCAGGGGUGGGCCUGCGGCACCGGCCACACCAUCGGGAACAAGCUGACCUACAAUGCGGAGCUGGGCACGUGGGCGCGCCUCUGCUGGACGGACAACAACGUCCGGAAUGCCGCCGAGCCCGACGGGCCGUAUGCGGGCACUUAUCUGUUUGCGUGGUUCUUCCAGACUCUCGGUAGUUCCGAGCCCACGUCGCCGAUCCAGAUCUCCGCUUUGCCGACCGCCAUGUACAGCCAGGACAGCCCGGGAGGCCCGCACAGCAUCAUCGGCCUCGGCGCCGACGGGUGGAUGGCGGUUGGUUUUGGGCCUGUCGGGCUGGACAAGGUGACGGCUCAGCAAGAGGUGGGCACGAGCGUAUCAAUCGACGAACUCCAGCUGGCCGUCUCGAUCAGCGUGCUGCCGGCCAGCAGCACCGAGUGCGGAGGGAGCCCGGCGGACGACGACAAGUGCAAUUGGAAUUUUCUGACAAGCUUGCCCGGCCACAGCCUGUGGAAUUAUGAUGGGGAGAACGGCGGUCUUGGAUACGUCAACGUGCAGCAAAUGAGCCGGGAUGACGAGUUCCUUGUGGGUUACGCAACCAAGAUCAAUCAUCAAAAUACCGACGCAUUGUCUCUCACCUACCGUUUGGCCAAAAUCAGCAAGGACGGCACAGUCCAUCAGGUCAAGGUUCUCGAUAAUGUCGCUUGGGGAGAGGAUGACACAUGGGCCCGUCUCUCCAACGGCUGCGUCGCUUUCCCAUUUGUGGGCACUGCUACGCCAGGCGGCCCGUACAGCACAAGUGACGCCGGCGCCGACCAGAUGAGGAUCACUGUGAUAUGCGAUUGA